Messenger RNA from Plodia interpunctella (Indianmeal moth), 1477 nucleotides. Its product is annotated as zinc carboxypeptidase-like. Gene Ontology annotation, biological process: proteolysis. Gene Ontology annotation, molecular function: metallocarboxypeptidase activity; zinc ion binding. The transcript is spliced from 6 exons. The record is from RefSeq and is a predicted model, not a curated record. Bases 58 to 1452 code for a protein of 464 amino acids. NCBI's taxonomy places the organism in Eukaryota, Metazoa, Arthropoda, Insecta, Lepidoptera, Pyralidae.
UUCAAGUCAUUUUAAUGUAAGCUAUGGUUUUAAUAGAUCGUAAAUAAAUUUGAAAUUAUGUCUAAAAUAAUAUAUUUUUGUAUUGUUUGUGUUGUUUUUGUAAAUGCUCAAAAAAUUAGUUAUGAAGGCUACAGAUUAUACCAAGUUUUACCGACAACAGAUGGACAAGUAAAAAGUCUUGAAACGAUAAAAAAAAAUGGCUUUGCAACGUUUUGGGAGGAGAUUUUUAAUGUGAACAGUGACGUCAAAGCAAUGGUGUCUCGAGAGAAUGAGAAAGAAUUUUUGGAGAUAACAAAAAAUGAACAUUUAAAACCGAAAAUUAUAAUCGAAAAUUUGCAAAGAGCUAUUGAAGACCAGCUAAAACCGGCAUUAUUGGACAGCAGAGAUUCUUCGUCAUUCCACUCUCUUACAUGGAACUCCUACCAUACAUUAGAAGAAAUUUACACAUGGUUAGACGAACUAGUAACAGCCUAUCCAGACAUAGUAUCACCAAUAACAAUAGGGUCUUCAUUUGAAAAUAGACCAAUAAGAGGCAUUAUAAUAAAUUAUCAUCCAGAAAUUACAUAUACUAGCGUUGGUAUAUUAGAAAGUACAAUACAUGCUAGAGAAUGGAUAGCACCAGCCGCCGUAACUUGGAUUAUUAAAGAGUUUUUGACAAGCACUGAUCCAGAAAUUAGAGAAUUGGCAGAAGGUUAUGAGUGGCAUAUAUUCCCUGUUGUUAAUCCAGAUGGCUAUGCUUAUACAUUUACUACUAAUAGAAUGUGGAGAAAGAAUCGUAACGUGUCAUACUUCACUUCAUGCAAUACUACAGGAGUUCUUGAUGACAUGAGCAAUGGCGUUGAUCUGAACAGGAAUUUUGACUUCGUUUGGAACACGGCUGGCACCUCCCCUGAUCCCUGCAGUAAUACGUAUCCAGGUCCAACAGCGUUCUCUGAACCCGAAACAAGGGCUAUAGCGCAAUAUGUACGAAAUGUGAACGAGAGGGCAAACAUUGCUUAUUAUCUUGCAUUCCAUUCAUACACACAACUCGUAAUCCUUCCCUACAGUCACAUUAAUGGAUUUAAUGCUUUGAUGGCGACUAACUAUGCAGAUAUGUACGAAAUUGGAAUAAGAGGCGCUGAUAGAAUACAAAACAGAUUUGGUACUAAUUAUCGGGUUGGCGUCUCCAUGGAUGUGAUGUAUGCAAUGAGUGGCACAAGUUUCGAUUGGGUGAAAUACACGACGCAAGUACCAAUCGCUUACCUUCUCGAGCUUAGAGAUUUGGGCGAAUACGGCUUCCUUCUGCCCCCACAGCAGAUCAUCCCCACAGGUUUGGAAACCAUGGAUUUUCUCGUUGAAAUGAAUAAGAAUGCCAAAGGCAUGGGUUACAAUGUUUGGCUCAUGUCCUCAGCUAGUAUUGUUCACGUUAAUGUAUUAUUCACUAUUUGUAUUGUGUUAGGGAUGUUGUUUUAAUAAAUGUUUUUAAGUGUUAUGAUUA